AUGAACGAUGUGGCGCACCAGGAACAACUCGGCAUCGACCUCGACCUUCUUUCGAAACUAGCCAUAAUGGUCAAGGGAGCGGAAUGGGCUCGAAGUAACCUGAAAGGAGUGUCGACGAUACAUAGCGAUAGCGUUGGCGGAGACCUAAAAACAAUUCGGGGGGCGAUCUGGGAAGCUUUGGUAGCUAACGGCAAGAUUAGCCGCAAGGAUGACUCUGGGAACCUUCUUCAGGUAGAAGGUUGCUGUAGCUUGUCUAUAUCGAAGAAGACACAUAUUGUUCCGAUCGCUAUAGUUGGAAAACCCCCCUCUGUAGGCGGCCAGCCCCUACUAAUGGGGACAAUAACUCAUAUUGAGAAAGGACGCUUACUUACAGAGUCCCAAAGUGCCACAAUAUUCGAGUUUUAUUCCGAAAUUCCUGGUGGUUUCGAGAAGCUGCCUGGUUCCGGAAAUUCUCAUGGUUCAGUUCCUGGAUCAUAG
Molecule: messenger RNA, 477 nt
Organism: Fusarium proliferatum ET1
Lineage: Eukaryota; Fungi; Ascomycota; Sordariomycetes; Hypocreales; Nectriaceae
Exons: 2
Coding region: 1-477 (158 amino acids)
Source: RefSeq, a predicted model, not a curated record